AUGGGGAUGUUCUCCAUGGUAUUUAAUGGCCAAGAGACGGAGAUGAAAUUCCGACUAGUACACAGGCUGCUGACGGAGCGGAACUACACGGUGGUAAUGGCGGAUCCACAAGCUGGCCGGAAUGUUAAAGGAGACUCUGUGAGGUACCUGGGUCAGCUCAAGGAAAACGAAGGAGUUCUGCUCGCCGUGUGCUCGCCAGAGUAUGCAGAAGAUCAACUCGAAGAAACCAAAUAUGAGGAGGUCAAGUUCGCAUUCGACAACGACCUCGAGAUCGUGCCGCUGAGGGUUUCUGACACAUACCUGCCGGAGCGCCCAGAUCCCCGCUACGCGACCGUCGGGAAAAGCUCGAUGGUGGAUCUCCUUCGCUCGGCAAUCCCCCGAUGGGCCGUGGAUGUGGAUUGUCGAAGACUUGAUGAGGGCGAGAUCGCUUCCCGCAUCGCGAAGAGGCUGUGGGAGCCUUGA
This is a messenger RNA of Symbiodinium sp. CCMP2592, 462 nucleotides long. Lineage: Eukaryota; Dinophyceae; Suessiales; Symbiodiniaceae. The record is from the annotation of a GenBank genome assembly.